UCCAUCGUGCUACCCCCCGACCGGGCCCCUCCCCCCGGGCCCAUACCCAAUCUGGCACCAGGUAAUAAUCGCAAGGAAGAGGAACUCUGGCCAGCCUCUUCGUUCGCCAGUUCGAUUCGGCCGCCCGCCCACUCGCAGAAGCGAAAUCGAUCCCCAGUCCUUCUUUUUCCCCUUCUUUCUGUUCUUCACCACCGAACUCCUGUCGAUUAGCGACAGCCUCUCCAACUUGCUUUUACGACCUGACAGUCACUCGCGUCGGUCGCGUCGCUCGAGACUCUCUUGUCCAUCACUGCCCUGCCACCCUCUCUCGAAAGCUGACGCCACGCACGCCUGCCUUUAGUCUCCAUACUCUAGGUUGUCAGGGUCGCUCUUCGCCUGGUCAAUAUCCGCCAUCCACUCAUUCGUUCGACAAGAGUCUGUCCGUGGACAAGCAAGAGGCUUUUCCCCCCCAAUCCCUCUCCACCACUCUCCUCAUUUUUUCCAACAGCAGUCAUUUCGUUCAGAGCAGGAUCGGGACCUGCCUCGCCUGCCUAGCUGUUUGAAUUGGCCCACCACCGCAUCGCCCGACCCCUGGAGCUAGCAAUUCCUCCUCCACCGGCGCCCCGUACCAGCACCACUGCUUUGCACCAUUCUCAACAUCCACACUCCAGCAACCGACUCCGACUUGCUGCAUCUCUGAAGAUCCGACGUCCCUAGAGUCCAACCUUUGUCAUCGUCAUUCUCCCUGUCUCAACCAGUCACAACAACAUCACUUCGGAGUAGUCCGUCCCUCAUACGAGUUCGUCGCCAAUUGUGAUUACGAAUUGAACCAACACACCUCAAGAAAAAAAAAAAAAGAGAAAGAUGGACUCCCGAUCAAGCGAUGUGUCGCCAGAGGCGAUGCAGGCACGAAUUCAACAAGCGCGUCGCGAGGCCGAGAAUCUCAAGGACAGAAUCAGGCUGAAGAAGGAAGGGCUCGCCGAUACUUCCCUCUACGAGGUCGCGCAACAGGCCCAUGAGCCACUUCCGAAGAACAACAUGAUGAAAACAAAGAAGACGCUGAAGGGCCAUCUGGCCAAGAUUUAUGCGAUGCACUGGUCUACCGACCGGAGGCAUCUUGUCUCAGCAUCUCAGGACGGCAAGCUCAUCAUCUGGGACGCUUAUACGACCAACAAAGUUCACGCCAUUCCCCUACGAUCGUCUUGGGUUAUGACUUGCGCCUAUGCCCCGAGCGGCAACUUCGUUGCCUGCGGUGGUCUUGACAACAUUUGCUCUAUUUACAACCUGAACUCGAACCGUGAUGGCCCAACUCGUGUCUACCGGGAGCUUUCAGGUCAUGCGGGCUAUCUCUCUUGCUGCCGUUUCAUCAACGACCGCAGCAUCCUCACCUCCUCCGGCGAUAUGACAUGCAUGAAGUGGGAUAUCGAGACAGGAACAAAGGUUGUUGAGUUCGCCGACCAUUUGGGCGACGUCAUGAGCAUCAGCUUGAACCCCACAAACCAGAAUACCUUUGUGUCAGGUGCUUGCGAUUCUUUCGCUAAGCUUUGGGAUAUCCGCGCUGGCAAGGCCGUACAAACAUUCGCUGGCCACGAGUCCGAUAUCAACGCCAUCCAGUUUUUCCCCGAUGGCCACUCUUUCGUAACGGGUUCCGAUGACGCUACUUGCAGACUUUUCGAUAUCCGCGCAGACAGAGAGUUGAACUGCUAUCGCUCCGAAUCUAUUCUUUGCGGCAUUACCUCUGUCGCGACAUCAGUCUCUGGACGUUUGCUCUUUGCCGGUUACGAUGACUUUGAAUGCAAGGUCUGGGAUCUUACUCGCGCUGAAAAGGUUGGCUCUCUCGUCGGUCAUGAAAACCGUGUCAGCUGUCUGGGCGUUUCCAACGAUGGAAUAAGUUUGUGCACAGGCUCUUGGGACUCCUUGCUCAAGGUCUGGGCAUAUUAGGCGCAUGUGUGAUACUGAUACGACCGGCACCCUCUGGAUACCCGACCACGACGCGUCACUUUGCCAAGCCUAUCGAGUGCUUUUUUCUAUUUGUUCUAUUCAACCUGGUAACGCCUCUUGAUCCUUGCGAUUUGGCGUAGACAGGACGAAGUCACGACAUAUUUUUCGACCCAACAAUCUCGGCUCCCCGGGCUUGGACCAUCAUCAACUGGCCUUGCUCCCCGGUUGGAAUCCUUUUUAGCUUCUAUAGCGGUUUUUCCGAUACUCCACUCGAUUUGCUGCGUCAUAUUUUCAGCGGGUUCAGUUCGCAAGGUGGGCGGCAGCGAUAUCCUGGCUUUGUUCAGCUCUCCGUACGCCAACCCGCCUCUCCCCUCCAGAAAACGUCCCCCCGGAUAAUAUGAUCCGACACGUUCAUCAACUUCGGGUCGCGUAAUUCCCCGGGCAUUAUUACAGGGACGUCUGUACCAGGUUUUUUGGACCCGGUUUGGCUGGAGCAGAACGUCCAAUAAUCAUCAAGGUCUGGCUCGACGGGUCGUAUCAUAUUCCACAUGAGUGGUUGCCAGUGUCUCUCACAGGGGUUGUGUCUUGAACCAGUUUACCGGAUACCCUCUCUAUACGUAUUUAUCCACAUCUUUGCGCGCAUUUUCUCAGCGUUUGGUCUUUCUCUAGUCUAUUACCGGCGGGGUGGGUAGGAAACCGUCAGGGUGUCUAUUUUCACGUGUGUUGAUAAAGUAGGCCGGGAAUGCAAAACGGUCCCUUUGUCUUGUGUUUUUCGCGAGAAAGAGGCGGGGAUCGGCUCACGAGUGGCGACGGUAAACAGCAGUUGCGGUAAAGGCUUUGGGGGAGGUACCAUACCCUUUUUCUAUUUCCCCGAUUUUUCGUUAGGCAAAGGGUGUAUAUCGUGGGGAUCUUACCUAUUCUGUCAUCUUAUCUUUCUUCAUCUGCCCUUUUGCUCUCUCUCUCCUUACCUCGCUCUUCUGAUACCUAGUAUCUUUAUGACGGUUGUUUCUUUCACUGAUGGUUAAUGGUGGAUAUGCUAUGGCCUGGAUGAGAUGGUAGGAACAGAAGUGGAGGGAAGGAGGGAGAUGCAACUGGCCUUUUAAAAUACUUUCUCAAACGUUACCCCCGAGCCCUGAUUCUGCCCUGCCUGUGUACUAUAGUUGCACUGAAUGCUCAAUUCAUUCUAUAAAUCUGCUCUCG
Neurospora crassa OR74A is the source of this 3120-nucleotide messenger RNA. RefSeq names its product guanine nucleotide-binding protein beta subunit (gene gnb-1). Gene Ontology annotation, cellular component: heterotrimeric G-protein complex; cytoplasm. Gene Ontology annotation, molecular function: protein binding; signaling receptor complex adaptor activity. Bases 844 to 1920 code for a protein of 358 amino acids. The record is from RefSeq and is a predicted model, not a curated record. Gene Ontology annotation, biological process: G protein-coupled receptor signaling pathway. The transcript is spliced from 4 exons. NCBI's taxonomy places the organism in Eukaryota, Fungi, Ascomycota, Sordariomycetes, Sordariales, Sordariaceae.